AUGGCCGCCUCGGGUGGCGGUGGCGUGGCCGCCGGUGCCGCUGGAGCAGCGGGAGCCAAGUUUGCGAAGGGAGGCGCGGCUGGUGCCGCCGCCAAGGGAGGCGCCUUCGGUGCCGCUGGUGCUAAGGCUGGAGGCAAGAAGGGAUUUGCCGCCGGAGCUGCCGCUGGUGCUGCUGGAUUCAAGAAGGGAGGUAAGGCUGCCGGUGGUGCUGCCGCUGCGGCUGGCUUCAAGAAGGGCUUCAAGGCUGGCAAGUUCGGAAAGAUGGGCGCUGCUGGAUUCAACAAGAAGUUCGGCGCAGUGAAGACCUUCGGCAUGGCCCAGGGCUUCAAGUUCGGCAAGGCUGGUGGUGCUUUCGCUGCUGGUGGUGCUGCUGGUGCCGCUGGAAAGAAGGCUGCUUUCGGCAAGGCCGGUGGUGCUGCUGGAUUCAAGAAGGCCGCCGCUGGCAAGAAGGCCGGUUUCGCCGCUGCUGCUGGCGCCAAGGGAGGCAAAUUCGGCAAAGCCGCUGCCGCCGGAGGUUUCAAGAAGUUCGGCGCUGCUGGGGCAGCUGCCAAGGCCGCCAAGGGCGCCAAGGGUGGAGCUGGUCUCAUUGGCAAAGCCGCCGCCGCCGGAGGUUUCAAGAAGUUCGGCGCUGCUGGGGCAGCUGCCAAGGCCGCCAAGGGCGCCAAGGGUGGAGCUGGUCUCAUUGGUUAG
Rhagoletis zephyria (snowberry fruit fly) is the source of this 690-nucleotide messenger RNA. The record is from RefSeq and is a predicted model, not a curated record. NCBI's taxonomy places the organism in Eukaryota, Metazoa, Arthropoda, Insecta, Diptera, Tephritidae.